Messenger RNA from Sphaerodactylus townsendi, 1575 nucleotides. RefSeq names its product exocyst complex component 4-like. Gene Ontology annotation, biological process: Golgi to plasma membrane transport; chemical synaptic transmission; exocytosis. The transcript is spliced from 11 exons. Gene Ontology annotation, cellular component: exocyst; synapse; growth cone membrane. NCBI's taxonomy places the organism in Eukaryota, Metazoa, Chordata, Lepidosauria, Squamata, Sphaerodactylidae. The record is from RefSeq and is a predicted model, not a curated record. The coding region runs from base 1 to 1575 and encodes 524 amino acids.
AUGCAGGCAGAAAUCCAGAUCGUUGCUAUCCGCUUGGGCCAGUUUUUCGCAAAUGCAGUCACAGCGGCGACUGGUGUGUCGAUGAAUUCUGACGGCAGUGAUGACUUCUGCCCAAACGGUAUUGCAGAGUGUUAUGCUGAACUGAAGCUGGAAAGGGACCCACUUAGCAAGUUGGAAUUUGUCGACGGGUGGAUGGGCCAUGGAUUCGUGGGUGGCAAAAUGGAUUCUGCCGGGGGGCAGAGAAUUGUUAAAAAUUCCACCUACCUCUGCCAACAGAGGGUGGCCAACCAGUUAUUAGGGAAAGCCAACAACAGGGAGCAGAAGCUGAGGCAUCCCCCUGAUUUUGCCUCCUGGCACUGGACUCUGUCCACCAGCGAUGACGUUGAAGACCGGGAGACGGAGAAGGGGCGCCUGGAAGAGGCGUAUGAGAAGUGUGAUCGGGAUCUAGACGAGCUGAUCGUUCAGCACUACACCGAGCUCACGACGGCCAUCCGCACCUACCAGAGUAUCACGGAGCGCAUCACCAACUCGCGGAACAAGAUCAAGCAGGUAUCAGCUGUUGAUUCCCUGGAGGGACCCCUCCUUCAAGUGGAGGGGCUGAGCGAUCUAAGACUGGAGCUCCACAGUAAGAAGAUGAACAUGCACUUGGUGCUCAUAGAUGAACUGCACCGCCAUCUUUACAUCAAAUCUACCAGUAGGGUCGGCCAACAGGGCAAGGCAAAAGGAAAAUUGAGUUCACUCGUGAAGGACGCCUCUCCCGUUCCUCUUCUCGAUGUGACUAACUUGUCCACUCCUCGCAAGUUCCUCGACUCCUCUCAGUUCAGCACUCCUGGGAACUCCAGUGGGAAGGACGUCAGCCUGGUGGAGCUCAAGGAAGACCUGGAGGUGGAUCCCGAGGAGAACAGCUCGGUCUUUAUGGGCAUCCUCAUCAAAGGCCUGGCGAAGCUGAGGAAGAUCCCCGAGACGGUGAAGGCGAUCCAGGACCGUCUGGAGCAGGAGCUGAAGCAAAUCGUUAAGCGAUCCACCACCCAAGUGGCGGACAACGGCUACCAGAGGGGAGAGAACCUGGUCCAGGAAAACCAACCCAGGUUGCUUCUGGAACUGCUGGAGCUUCUCUUUGACAAAUUCAAUGCCGUCGCUGCUGCUCACGCCGUUGUCCUUGGGCACCUGCAGCAGACUGUGGCUUCCCCCUCCAGUCAGCAUGACGGCGAGAUCAAGUUGUAUGACAUGGCAGAUGUGUGGGUGAAGAUUCAGGAUGUCUUGCAGAUGCUGCUCACGGAGUACUUGGACAUGAAAAAUACACGGGCUUCCUCCGAACCUUCGGCUCAGCUGAGCUAUGCCAGCUCCGGGAGAGAAUUUGCAGCAUUCUUUGCCAAAAAGAAACCUCAACGGCCGAAGAACCCCCUUUUCAAGUUCGAGUCGUCUUCCCACGCCAUCAGUAUGAGCGCUUAUUUGCGAGAACAGCGGCGGGAGCUGUACAGCAGGAGUGGAGAACUUCAAGUACAGCUAAUUCCGCCUAGCGAUGAGGUCUUCAAAAAAGUUGAACUGCAGAACCGUCACCUCUCCCGCAUUUAA